AUGUCCAUGCGAAAACUAUUUACGACAGCUGCCAUGGAAGUAGAAGAUUCUCAUGUGAUGUUCAUUAUGUUCUUUUGAUCAGUGCUUGCUAUAGAAAGGGAUCUUCCUCAGUUUUCAAGUGCCUUUUCCAAAGAUCAUUUAAUUCACAAGCAUCAAGUUCUGAAUACUACGGUUAAUGGAACAGAAACUGCCACCCUUCUGGCUGAACGAGGGGAUAAUGUGACAGAUCAAAUCACAAAUUUCCGUCCGAAAAUUCUGGAAUCCAGAACUAAAGUUGAACCCACUGGUGGAGCUGUCGACAGUUGUCACAAAAGUUCGUUGCGAUCACGCAAGAAAUAUUUCGAAUUUGGAGAGUCGUGGAUAGACGAUCAAGGAACUGCAAUAUUACGACAUCCCAGGGUGUUCAAUGACAGGAAGAGGAUAUGCGUCAUAUGUGGGGAAUCAAGUGAUGAACGAGAAAUGAGAAGCGCAUCUGCUACGAAAGUGCAAAAUGCGAUUCUGCUGGCAUGUCUGUCAGCAUGUGGAGGUUUAAAGGAAAAUGCGGAUGCGAGAACCAUUUAUGAAAACUGCCAUGAGAACAGAAAGUUCCUAUGUCAUCCUCACUAUGUGCUCGCGGUAAGCUGA
Messenger RNA from Haemonchus placei, 624 nucleotides. Lineage: Eukaryota; Metazoa; Nematoda; Chromadorea; Rhabditida; Trichostrongylidae. The record is from the annotation of a GenBank genome assembly.